Molecule: messenger RNA, 345 nt
Organism: Melitaea cinxia (Glanville fritillary)
Lineage: Eukaryota; Metazoa; Arthropoda; Insecta; Lepidoptera; Nymphalidae
Exons: 3
Coding region: 1-345 (114 amino acids)
Source: RefSeq, a predicted model, not a curated record
AUGCCGUUGAUUACUGAAAGGUCACAGGACGGCCUGUCCUUAAAGUCUUGGCGAGGCUCGGGUACCACCAGAGGCGUGGUCCAAGAGUGCGGUGGUGCUAUUAAGAAAGGUGAUAAGUCUUUCUUGGAGAAUUACGAACCGAUCUCACAUCUGAGCCAAAUGAUACAAGAUACGGAAAAGCAUAAUCAACCGCUGUGUAUGGCAUUUGUGGACUACGAGGAAGCCUUUGAAUCGACCGAGAACUGGACUAUCCUAGAUGCUCUGCAGAGAUGUCAUAUAGACUCGCGAUAUAUUGAGGUACUGAGAUAUAUGUACAAAGCGGCGAGCAUGACUGUGUAUAUCUAA